Molecule: messenger RNA, 219 nt
Organism: Penicillium cinerascens
Lineage: Eukaryota; Fungi; Ascomycota; Eurotiomycetes; Eurotiales; Aspergillaceae
Exons: 2
Coding region: 1-219 (72 amino acids)
Source: RefSeq, a predicted model, not a curated record
AUGGCAUUGAAGGCCAGAGUGAUGCCGACUCUGACUGAAUCUGAGAGCGAAUUAAGCAGCGACUUAGAGCUUGAUAACGAGGAUUCAGAUGAUUCCGAUCUCUCCGAUGACGAAAUUUACAAUGACGAGGGUCAGCUACCUUCAGAACACUAUUUAGCCGAAGCGAACGGCUUAGACGUCUCAAGACUUCGACAAAAGCGGUACAGUGAUAACACCUAG